UAAAAAUAAAAAACAAUAUAAAGCCCUAAAAAUUCGUUCAUAUUUGCUACUUCACUGGCUUCUUCUUCAGCACUGCUACUUCUUUUUCACUUCUCAUCGAUCUUUACAUUACAUGUAAUUAUCUAUUUUUUUCUUUUUCUUUUGAAAGUCUCACCGACAGCUAAUCUUGCUAUAGAGUUGCUCCAUUGAUCUCAUUGCAAAUGUUUGAUGCUUCUUGGAGCUUCUUCGGCAACGGUGAAGUCAUUUGAUGAAUUGCGAGUAAAUGAAUCAGCUCCAUAGAUUCAAUCAAUUACUCCAGAAAUUUCCCCGAUCCAUUCUCAUAUGCCCUAAAUUCCACCGACACUAGCAUAAAUCUGAGAGGAUAUAGCACACUUGGUAACAGAAGCUGCGCAUUCUUUUAUCCUUCUUGAGCCCUAAUUCCCCUUCUCCCUCGUCUGCAUCUUCAAUUCCAGAGUUUGGGGACACAGCAGCAGAUUCAAUAAAAGUACAUUGAGAUCAGAUGACUGGCGAUGUGGAAAAUUCUAAAGAUGGGGAUGCUUCAUCUGAUGCUCAAUCAAGUUCGGGUUGGUAUAGCACCUUUCUCCAGCAAGCCUCGGUCUAUGGAAUUGCAGGGGGUUAUUGUCUCUCUGCUUCGUUACUAUCAAUCAUCAAUAAAUGGGCAGUGAUGAAGUUUCCAUACCCGGGAGCUCUAACUGCAUUGCAGUACUUGACAAGUGCUGUUGGAGUUGUAAUCUUUGGGUGGCUUAAGUUGCUGGAGCACGAUAAGCUUGAUCUUGUUACCAUGUGGCGGUUUCUGCCUGCUGCAUUCAUAUUCUAUCUAUCCCUGUUCACGAACAGCGAGCUCCUGCUUCAUGCCAAUGUUGAUACGUUCAUUGUUUUCCGUUCGGUGGUCCCCAUAUUCGUUGCAAUUGGCGAGACCCUCUUCUUGCACCAGCCAUGGCCAGCGCUGAAGACAUGGUUUUCGCUCACCACUAUAUUUGCUGGGAGUGUGCUCUAUGUCACAACCGAUUAUCAGUUCUCUGUCAAGGCUUAUAGCUGGGCUCUAGCUUACUUGGUGAGCAUGUCAAUAGAUUUUGUCUACAUCAAGCAUGUAGUCAUGACGAUUGGCCUCAACACAUGGGGGCUGGUGUUGUACAAUAAUCUUGAGGCUUUGAUGUUGUUUCCUAUCGAGCUGCUUAUCAUGGGAGAACUGAAGAAGAUCGAGCAUGAGAUCACUGAUGAGUCGGAUUGGUACUCGUUCGGGGUGGUUCUGCCUGUAGGGCUGUCGUGCCUAUUCGGCUUGGCCAUCUCCUUCUUUGGCUUCUCUUGCCGCAGAGCGAUCUCAGCCACGGGAUUCACUGUUCUUGGCAUCGUCAACAAGCUGCUGACAGUGGUGAUAAAUCUCAUCAUCUGGGAUAAACACUCGACCCUUGUGGGAACUAUUGGGCUCUUGAUUUGUAUGGGCGGCGGCAUAAUGUACCAACAGUCGACUAGCAAUAAACCUAAACCUGCAGCAAAAGAAGUAGAGGCUCAGCAGAUUGAUGAGGAGCAGCAGAAGCUACUUGAAAUGCAAAGUAUUGUAGAUAAUGGUGAGGAUGAAAGACAACUAGGAGAUGGAAAAUCAUAGCUGAUACUCAUGAAAAGCUUUAAUGCCCGAGUUUCAUUAGCAGCAUUGUCUUCCUAUUCUUUGAUGAAUUUUCCUUUUCGUUGUUGGUCUAAGAAAAUUUUCCAGUUCUUUGAUGGUCGGAGUUUGGGGAUACUGCUUGCUUAUUGGAGAAUAUAAGUGUUAAAACAAGAGCUCUGCCUUACAGCCAAAAACAAACCACCUGCUGCUCCAAGGAACCUUUUUUUUUUUUUUUUUUGUAUUUUCCUGCACUCUUGCUGUAUUCUGAUUACAAAUUGUUCCUGUGGAAUUGUAGCUCUCUCUCUCUCUCUCUCAGGUCAGGUUUUUGAAAACUUUUACCUAGAUGGAGCUUCUGUUAGGUUACAGCUUAAUGUAGAAAAGUGCUGUUACAGCAUUGAAAAGAAACUCUGGAAUUUAUCUUCAUUGGACUAGCGUUCACUCCUCCAAUUAGUAUUUAUACUUAUUUGAUUUAAUAA
This is a messenger RNA of Salvia miltiorrhiza (redroot sage), 2079 nucleotides long. Its product is annotated as GDP-mannose transporter GONST3. Gene Ontology annotation, molecular function: GDP-fucose transmembrane transporter activity; antiporter activity. The transcript is spliced from 2 exons. Bases 500 to 1606 code for a protein of 368 amino acids. Gene Ontology annotation, cellular component: Golgi apparatus. Lineage: Eukaryota; Viridiplantae; Streptophyta; Magnoliopsida; Lamiales; Lamiaceae. The record is from RefSeq and is a predicted model, not a curated record.